AUGACACAAAUUUGGCAGUGGCACAUGUAUGAUCCUGAGAAAAUCGCAGAAAGACAGUGGCCUGAUGUUGCAUUCUGCGACAUCAAGUCUGUAAUUUCUACUCCUACUAAGUCCCCUGCCAGUGUGGACCAGACAGAAAAGCAUGAAUCAACAGGGAGCUAUUUAUCUGUGGACACUGCUGAUGGAGAGGAAGAGAUGCUCAAUGAAGAAUAUACUUGGCUGGAUGAGGCAGUCACAUCUGUGCCAGCUCAAGAUUCAGCCUUUGAGGUCAAGGCUGAAGUGGAUAUCCAUGCACCAAUUGUGACAAGGAUCUUGUCAGAUAAACAUGAGAGUGUAGCUGACCAGGCUCUAGCAAAUGACAGCCACAGCAGUGAUGGACCUAGUGACCUGGAGGAUGCAGAUGCCAAGUGGACCAACUGGUAG
Suillus subaureus is the source of this 423-nucleotide messenger RNA. RefSeq lists its product as uncharacterized. NCBI's taxonomy places the organism in Eukaryota, Fungi, Basidiomycota, Agaricomycetes, Boletales, Suillaceae. The transcript has 2 exons. The coding region runs from base 1 to 423 and encodes 140 amino acids. The record is from RefSeq and is a predicted model, not a curated record.